CUUCGCCUCCCUCUUUCCCCGGCUGCAGCAAUGUCCAAGAGAGGACGUGGUGGUUCGUCCGGAGCCAAGUUCCGCAUCUCACUGGGUCUCCCAGUGGGAGCGGUCAUCAACUGCGCUGACAACACAGGUGCCAAGAACCUGUACAUCAUCUCUGUGAAAGGCAUCAAGGGGCGUCUGAACCGUCUGCCUGCUGCAGGAGUAGGUGACAUGGUCAUGGCAACAGUGAAGAAAGGCAAGCCAGAGCUCAGGAAGAAGGUGCAUCCUGCGGUGGUGAUACGGCAGCGGAAGUCGUAUCGACGAAAAGACGGCGUGUUCCUAUACUUUGAAGACAAUGCAGGGGUCAUAGUCAACAAUAAAGGAGAAAUGAAAGGUUCAGCCAUCACAGGCCCAGUUGCUAAAGAGUGCGCUGACCUUUGGCCCAGGAUUGCCUCCAACGCUGGCAGCAUAGCCUGAUGUGGACCCUGUUUGUUUUCAAUAAAAACUGUCAAUUGA
This is a messenger RNA of Scomber scombrus (Atlantic mackerel), 492 nucleotides long. It is a transcript of the gene rpl23, whose product is annotated as ribosomal protein L23. Gene Ontology annotation, cellular component: cytosolic large ribosomal subunit; ribosome. The coding region runs from base 31 to 453 and encodes 140 amino acids. The transcript has 5 exons. Gene Ontology annotation, biological process: translation. Gene Ontology annotation, molecular function: large ribosomal subunit rRNA binding; structural constituent of ribosome. Lineage: Eukaryota; Metazoa; Chordata; Actinopteri; Scombriformes; Scombridae. The record is from RefSeq and is a predicted model, not a curated record.